Molecule: messenger RNA, 2421 nt
Organism: Exophiala bonariae
Lineage: Eukaryota; Fungi; Ascomycota; Eurotiomycetes; Chaetothyriales; Herpotrichiellaceae
Exons: 2
Coding region: 1-2421 (806 amino acids)
Biological process (GO): nuclear inner membrane organization
Cellular component (GO): chromosome, centromeric core domain; mitotic spindle pole body; nuclear inner membrane
Source: RefSeq, a predicted model, not a curated record
AUGCCGAUCCAACUUCGCCCGCGCCUGAAGUGCCACUCAUGUGGGAGCAGGUCAAAAUUCUCUAAGAAAGAAGGCCGCAGAUUCCAAUGCGAAUACUGCCAGGCUGUCAAUUACUUCGACGAGAAUGGUGAAGUAGCGGAUGUUCCAGUUGAGGAGACUGCACCACCACGGGCCUUUGCAACGUCCACCAACACCAGAGAUCCUCUCGUCGACGAAUUCUCGGCCGAAAACUCCGUAUUUUGCGCGACGUGCCUGAAGAAUCAACAUCUCUACACUCAAACUCUCUCCGAGUUUCUCCCUGAUCCUGAUGAUCCCGAUUAUGACCAGAUAGAAGCACAGUUACCAUCCUUUAAGAAAGGGUUGGAAGAGAGAUUCCCACAAUGUUGCGCCAAAUGCGAACCCAAGGUCAGAGCUCAGUUGAUGAAGGCUACAUACAAUGCGAAGAGCGAUCAUGUCCGUCGAGUUCUCAUCAAGUCUCGACAGAGGAUGAUUGCUAGUCGAUGGGGCUGGAGAAGUCUCCUCGUUGGUGCUGCGGGAGCAGGCUAUGCGGUGAGCCUUGGGACACAAGUGGCAUGGCAUGCCUACGGAUCACAGAUACAGCCAAGUUUGGAUGUUGAUGGAAUGAAACUAUCCCAAUGUUUGAGCAGAAGACCUCUAAAUGAGCAAUGCCUGAACUUGAUGGAACGUUUUGUGGGAUUGUCCCUUGGCCUCGGCCUUCUCUGUGUUUGGUGGAAUCCGAAAUGGCAGCACAAAUUAUCGAAUAACGACGGCAAACUGGGUGGACUCGAGAAAUACUAUCUGACUCAACUCGGUCUUCUACUCUCUAGACUCACCGUUUGGGCGAUCCUGCAACAUGUUCCACUCAACAUUAGAACUACCAAUGUCAUACAUGCACUCUUUGCCAUCUUUAUCACGGCCGUGGCAUUGUGGUCGAACUUCAAAAUCAUUCAAGUCCGAUUGACCAAGCCCAUCGACUGGAAUGCGGACCCAGCUCCCCUUUUAUCGAGCAGGCAGUUCGUUCCGCCAGAAAGCGAUGACCAAUCCCAACCAACUCCGACCCAGGAGAGAUCAUUCGGCCUCCAAAACCUGGCAACGGCAACGACGCAAUCAUACGAGGCAUGGAGAGCACCCACGCCACCUGAUGACAGUGCAGAGGCGAUGGACUGGACGCCGUCUCAACCAGUGUUCCAACCACAGCCCAAGAAAAUUCAUUACUUGACUGGCGGGCCCUCUCCUUUUCAUGGUAAGCUGCCGGUCGUGCCUGCAAGAGGAGUUCAAACGCAAUCCGGACAUCUUCCACACGCCCCCAAGGACGCCAUUGGACUACCGCCCGGAUAUUUCGAUCGCACCCCAGGCUCUAUCCUUCCUCCACGAGAACCAAGAGUAUCUGACGACGCAAUACUACAGCCUACAUUCUUUGGGCAUGACAGUCAGGCAGAUACCGGAUUAGAAGAUAUUUUUGAAACUGUCUUCUCUUUUCAGGAUCGAGCAGUUGCACCACCGGCAGAGACAACUCGAUCAAGCAUCCCAUCUGGUUCACAAUAUAAUGUCCAAGGCCACCAAGCAGCCUCGAGGGCGGGAACAACACCGCAGAAGGUGUGUUUCCAGACGAUCAUCAGCGGAGUUGCAUUCUUCACCCUUCUGGUGGCCUUGAUUAGCUGGCUACUAGAAAUUGCUUUGAAGCCGCAGGGAUCCAGUUUUGGGUACUAUGUUGUGCUAACCAGCGCGUCAAUACCCACUAUACACUUUGUUGGAGAUAUUCUCACAGGGCGAGUGCACGGCCACCCACUGUGGCUGGUCAUUUUCACGAUAGAAGCCACCGCGUUGGUGGGCCUUAUUCUGAUUAGAGACAUGCUUGAAGGAGGCUUCAUAGAUCUGUGGAACAAAUUGGCAAUCGCAGGUGUGGCCCUUCUUUUGCCGCAAGAAUUUGUCAGAAUGAGCUCAUCUAGUGGAGCGUCAGGCAGCAGAUCUCCGCAUACAAAGCCCUCCCCAAGUACGGAGAGCUCUCACCGCCAUGGUGCUAGCACGUUGAUGGUUGAUAGGGACAUCAAUAACGCGCAGGCCGCAUCCACUCCAAAAUCUCGCAAGACUUUGUCGCGACAAGACUCAGACGAAUCUUCCGAUAACAUGAGUUCUGCUACCAGUAGCUCCUUCACAAAGGAUUGGGACACUCCCAAUGUUCGCUCUGAUAGAUAUCAAUGGGAGCCCCCAGAAAACUCGAACAGAUCUGCGACUCGAUCAUCCAAGAAAACAAUGGCUCGGAAUGGGCCGACUGGAGUCAUGAAUGGCUUUGUUGGAUUAUCCUUAGAUGGCGACGCUUCUCGAAACCACGAUGGGAAUACAGGUUCGCUUUUUGGGAACGCUCGGUCUUCGUCCUCGAGACUUUUUGAUACCCAAUACCGGGAAAGAAGGGGGUUUUGA